Schistocerca americana (American grasshopper) is the source of this 1683-nucleotide messenger RNA. RefSeq names its product piggyBac transposable element-derived protein 4-like. The transcript is spliced from 4 exons. The record is from RefSeq and is a predicted model, not a curated record. NCBI's taxonomy places the organism in Eukaryota, Metazoa, Arthropoda, Insecta, Orthoptera, Acrididae. The coding region runs from base 1 to 1683 and encodes 560 amino acids.
AUGGUGAAAAGAAGUCGUUUAUCUGAUUCAGAGAUUGAGAAACUGCUUUUAGAAAGUGACGAUAAUUUCAGUGACAGUUCUGAAAGUUUUCAAGAUACAGAUGUUGAGGCUAGUGAAAGUGACUUCGAUUCAGAAACAUCUGACGACGAGACACUACUGCAGCAGACGGAACCUAGUGAAUUUCUGCAUGCCAGUUCAGUUCGUAUUCAAUAUUUGUUCAGUGGUAAUAGUGGUACAGUUGUGCCUCUAAAACAAAAUGAUGUGAUGAGUUGUUUUAUGUGUUUUGUGGAUGAUGCUUUGUGCACAAUGAAAGCUGAACAGACGAACUUAUAUACAGAACUGGUCAUAGCUUCUCAUCCCAAUUUAGCAGCACGCUCCAGGGUUCACAGUUGGCAGAAUACUACAUGCAAUGAGGUAAAAACACUUAUUGGAAUGCUUGGACUUCAAGGAAUUCUUCACAAACCAGACCACAAAAUGUACUUUUCAAAGAGGGAAUCAGUUGACACACCUUUCUUCAGGAAAGUGAUGAAUGAAAAGCGGUUUCAUCUUCUAUUGAAAUUCCUCGACUUUGCUGACAAUACCUCAUACGAUCCACUAGGUACUAUCAGCAGAAAGCUAUUCAAAAUUCACCCCAUUAUGGAGCAUCUGUGGCGUAAAUUCAGAUCAGUGUACAUGCCAGAAAGGAACAUCACCAUUGACGAAUCGUUGUUGCUCUGGAAAGGACGGCUUGGAUGGCAGCAGUAUAUUCCAUCAAAGCGUAGCAGAUUUGGCAUCAAAUUGUACAAACUCUGUGAAAGCAGUUCCAGCCACUAUCCAGAUGAAAAAAUAACCUCUCGAAUUGUUUUGGAGCUUGCACAUGAUCUACUCAGGAAAGGCCACUGUAUUUAUCUUGACAACUGGUACACCAGUACAGAUUUGGUGGACAAACUAACCAGCAAUAACACUGAUGUUGUAGGCACAAUGUGGCAAGACAGGAAGGGGUUCCCUGUCUUCAUAAAAAAGGAAAAACUGAAGAAAGGGGAGUACAUAACAGGGUACAAAGGCAAGCAGAUGGUAAUGAAAUGGAAAGACAAAAGAGACGUUGUUAUGGUCAGCACCUUCCAUGAUGAUACAUUUGUAAUUGUAAACUCGAAGAAGGGAAUCGUUCAAAAGCCACAAGUUGUCACUGACUACAACAAGAAUAUGGGGGGCAUGGAUAGGUGCAAUUCUCAGUUACAAAGCUACCAGAUGGCCAGAAGCAGGCUGAAAAAAUACUAUCAGAGGCUUUUCCGCCACUUGUUGGACAUUGCAUGCUACAAUGCAUAUAUUCUGUACAAGAAGCAUGGUGGCGAACAAAGGACAUCAGUAGGACGCCCACCUCGAACACCAAAAGCAACACGCCUUACAGCCAGGCAUUUUCCAGACCUUCUGCUAGCCACAACGAAGAAAAGACCAAGGUGGUGUGUGGUGUGUACAAGAAAAGGCCUUCACAAAGAGACUUCGUACUGGUGCACAGAAUGUGAAGUUUCCUUGUGUGCAGCACCUUGUUUUAAAAUGUUUCACACUGAAAACGAUAUUUUUGAACAUAACAAAGAAUUGUGCCAUAUUUCGGCAAAAUAUUUGGAAAUACUUGGAAAUUAUAGUGAUCUUAGCUCAACUCUGGAGAAAAAGAAUAGUGUAUUCAUAAUUAGAUUCUAUCAGUAG